GGGGAUUUUGUUCUCCCGCUCGAACUGUACAUGUAGUCUUGGCAAUCAUACUGUGUCAAAACAAGGAGCUCUACGAUCAGCAUUGAAGACCCAGCAAUAUACAGUAUAUCGAGUGUAUGUAGAUCUCCGCUCCACUGAAGCAACCUGCCCUGAUACCUCAAUAUGUGGCACGAUGACAUCAUCCAGUCAUGCCUCCUUCCUCCCACACCCUCCCGUAUCACUUUAUACCUCGUCGCCAUUCUAGACUACCUACCAAACCUAGGUACCUACACAACGAUUAAAUGCUACAAUACUAUACGUUACAAGCAAGGCAAAAACACCAAAACCCAUCUCCCAAAAAAAUGUCCCGCUAUUACCGCGACCCCCUCUCCGAGCACAUGGUAACCCACAACCACGACCUACGCGACGGGUCCAUGGGCGAGCCCUCGGGCGGCGAGACAAAAAGGGAGUACGAACAGAGCAAGCCCAAGAAGGACGCUGUCGUUGACGAAUCACUACGUCCGUCUCAUGUUCUGGGAGGGGAGAAGAACGCGCCUGCGCCGAUUCCCACGGAAACCCCCAAGCCAAGGGGGGUGGGUAACGGCUCGGAAAUGCUUGACGUCGUUGGGGAGGAAAGGGAGCAGAGAAGGCAGGAAGAGGAGGGUCUGAGAAGGAGUGGGAAGGGGAGCGCAGGUGUUGGGGGCUUGGAGGGCAAGGAUUUGAAGAUCAACCCUGGUGGUGGUUCAAGUUCAAGUUAGGUGUACUGAAUUCGUUGUUCGUGAGGAUGUACUGAGCUUGAUAGCUCCUUGUUGGGAAAUCGAUUCAGGAAGAACCUCACCGUUUAUGUGAGUGUGUGUUCCGGUCAAUGCCAAGCUUGCUAUGUAGCCAUUAGUCGCGGCAGUGCCUUAGGGGUAAGAAAAAAGAAUAAGAAAACAAAGAUGUAGAGAAAACGGGG
Chaetomium strumarium is the source of this 934-nucleotide messenger RNA. RefSeq lists its product as uncharacterized. Lineage: Eukaryota; Fungi; Ascomycota; Sordariomycetes; Sordariales; Chaetomiaceae. The transcript has a single exon. Bases 282 to 737 code for a protein of 151 amino acids. The record is from RefSeq and is a predicted model, not a curated record.